AAAACGGUUUCUAUGGUGACAGGACGCCCAUCGUGUGCUGAGCUCUCGCGAGAGAACCGGAGAGGGCGGCCGCGGAGUCAAUAGCAACGGUACACAGGGCAACCGGCACAAACACGGCGAUGGCGGUGGCGCAGGAGGACAGUGCCUACUACCUGCAGCAGGUGACUGUUACAGAAGAACCUGAAGAUGGUUACCAUUAUGAAGAGAUUGCUCCUGAUGAUGACUUGAGUAUCUCAGAAGGAGAUGAAAAUUUGGAGAGUAUUAUGAAAAUAAUAGAGGAACAGAAUGAGGAUUUAAAAGCAGCAGCCCAGGAAUCUGACUUGAUUUCCAAUAUCCAAGUCUCCCAAAGGCCAGAGGUAGUUGAUGACUUUCUUAGAAAUUUUCUGAUCAAGAUGGGAAUGAUAAAAACACUUGACUGUUUUCAAACUGAAUGGUAUGAAAUGGUGCAAAAAGGCUCAUUGAAAUGGCAGGAUGUUGGAUUUGUUCCUGAUGUCUACACUCACAACCAGCUGCUAGAGAGUGAGCUAAGAAAUGUAAAGAAGGAUCUGGAGAACUGCAGGAAAGCAACCAACACUGCCAGUGAAGCAUUAGUAAAACUAAGGAAAGAACGCGAUUUUCAUAGGAUGCAUCAUAAACGUGUAGCACAGGAGAAAAACAGACUCAUUAAUGAUAUUAAAAGGCUUAAGAAGCACUAUGCUACAUUUGAACCUACCCUAAGGAAGAUUACAGAGAAAUAUAACACUGCAUUGAAAAACAAAAUGCUGACAAGCUUGGAAAAAGACAGGGCUCUUGUGCAGGUAUCAAAUUUACAAGCCACUAUACAUAGCAUGGAGAGUGCAUGGAAUUUGCCAGCUGCUGUUACCUCAGGUUACAAAGGCUACAGAGAUAGUAAGAAAGAUGGUCCCAGUCUGAGAGCACUUUGUGAAGCCAGAGAGCAAGGACCUGAUCCAUCUCUAGAUUCAAGAAAGUAUUUGCUGAGCAAACAUCCAAAGGAUUCUGACUUUCCUAUUGACACAAGAGUGAACCCUUACCUUGCUCAGAUGAAAAGUACUCCCAGUAUUUUGCUUCGAACAGGUGGAUGUAAAAUGACAAAGACUCUCAAAGUUCAUGAGCUGGCAGUGAGCUGCCUAGCUCUUCACCCACGGAAACAAAUCCUCGUGACUGGAAGUGAUGAACGCCUCUGGAAGAUGUGGUCCAUUCCCAAUGGUGACAUUAUUAUGACAGGUGAAGGUCACAGUGAUUGGCUUUCCAGUUGCUGCUUUCAUCCCAGUGGUAAUAUGCUUGCUACUUCCAGUGGAGACAAGACAAUGAAGAUAUGGGAUUUUGCAAAAGCUGAGUGUAUACUCACAUUUACAGGACACCUUCAUGCUGUUUGGGGAUGCUCCUGGCACACCUGUGGUGACUUCGUGGCAUCUUGUUCCAUGGAUAACACUAUUCGAAUCUGGGAUAUAAACAGUGAACGAUGCAGACAGAUACUACGAGGUCAUGUUGAUUCUGUGAACAGCAUUGAGUUUCUUCCCUUCUCUAACACCCUGCUCACAAGUGCAGCAGACAAGACACUUUCUCUUUGGGAUGUUCGGACGGGAUUAUGUGCUCAAACUUUCUUUGGACAUCAACAUUCCUGUAACGAUGCCACCUUUAACCUGAAGGGUGAUACAAUAGUUUCCUGUGACUCAUAUGGAAUACUAAAGCUUUGGGAUGUGCGGAAAGUAGCAAUAAUGCUAUCAUUUGACGCAGGCCCUCAUCCUGGCAACCAAGUGUCCUUUCAUCCAUCAGUAGGUGCAACGGUUGUAGUUAUUCUGGAAGAGCUUCAUUGGAGAUAUAGCCUGUUGUGGAAUUUCACUAUGUCCAGUUUGUCUCCAGGGGUCAGCAACCUUUACCACUGAAAGAGCCACUUGGACCCGUUUCCCACAGAAAAGAAAACACUGGGAGCCGCAAAACCCGUUUGACAUUUAAAAUGAAAUAACACUGCAUACAACGUUUUGUUUUGCCUUUAUGCUAUGUAUAAACAAACUAUAAUGUGUUGCAUUUAUGAAAUUGAUGAGCUCCUGCAGAGAAAACGAAAUUACAUUUCUGCAUGCAACAAAAACAUUUUGAACUCCGAAAAUAAGACUUUGGGUUGAAGGUUACUUUUAAGUAAAAUACUCAACGUCUAUUUGAGUCCUUCUUGUAUUUAUGAAAAACGCUAAACUUAAAUUUGCCGCCAGCAGCAAACCAAAAAUAACGUCAGCCAGCUGUCAACCUGAAAAAUAAAAGGACUAUUUCACUGAACAAUGAAAACAAAUGAAUAUACGUGAAAUAAUAGGCAAUUAAAAUAUUUAUCAUACUUGGUCAGGUUGACUCACACCUGACAAUGCAGUCGUAUUCGGUAGGGAUGGAUCGAUGCUUAGGGGAGUGACCGGGAAGGAUAAUGUGUUUUUUCCCUCUCUGAACUCACAGAAGCGUUUCCCAAACGAUGUUUGCAUUGCGAUGAUUGCAGAAUGUAAAUACUCCGAAUUUAUCAUGUCGUGACCUUGUUUGAACUCUCUCAAAUUGGGGAAGUGAGACAAUGUGCCUUUCUGUAAAUCUCUGGCAAGCACUGUCAACUCGCACUCGAAUGCCAAAACAUCCUCCAACAUGUGCAGGGCUGUACGUCCUUACCCCUGAAGAGCUGUGUUCAGCGUGUUCAGGUGCGCUGUCAUGUCUACCAUGAAGUGUAGCUUUUCCAGCCACUCUGGCCGUUCCAGCUCAGGAAAGGUGAGCCCUUUGCUGCCCAGGAACGUUUUCACUUCUUCCAGACACGCGGCAAAGCAUUUCAGCGCCUCCCCUCUGGACAGCCAGCGAUAAAAACACGUUGUAGCGGUGUGCUACAUGCAGUCAGUAAACUGCAGUCAAAGAUAGCUUUAUUCGAACUAAACAGCCUUGCUUUUAAGCCUCCCUCAACCCGCCCCCCAUGGGCGCGGAUGCUGCAAAAGACACGUACUCACAAACCCCCGUAGGCUAUCUCCCUUAGCCUGAACGCUGGCUAAUUGUGAGCCGGUUUGGAUGUGUCAGGAAAUGGGUCGCCACAACAUCUUAUUUAGAUUGUACAAGAUCACCAUAAUCUUCAAAUUUAGAAUUACAUUUCAAAAACUAACAAACCAACAUAAAAUACAUUUUAAUUAAAUACUGACCAAUUAUUUCCCAAAGCAACAGGGAGCCGCAGCACAGACGUAAAA
Messenger RNA from Hypanus sabinus (Atlantic stingray), 3197 nucleotides. Its product is annotated as sperm-associated antigen 16 protein. Lineage: Eukaryota; Metazoa; Chordata; Chondrichthyes; Myliobatiformes; Dasyatidae. The coding region runs from base 120 to 1886 and encodes 588 amino acids. The record is from RefSeq and is a predicted model, not a curated record. Gene Ontology annotation, molecular function: protein binding. Gene Ontology annotation, biological process: axoneme assembly. The transcript is spliced from 16 exons. Gene Ontology annotation, cellular component: axonemal central apparatus.